Cloeon dipterum is the source of this 1564-nucleotide messenger RNA. It is a transcript of the gene rho-4, whose product is annotated as rhomboid-4. The record is from RefSeq and is a predicted model, not a curated record. The coding region runs from base 228 to 1382 and encodes 384 amino acids. Lineage: Eukaryota; Metazoa; Arthropoda; Insecta; Ephemeroptera; Baetidae. Gene Ontology annotation, cellular component: membrane. Gene Ontology annotation, molecular function: serine-type endopeptidase activity; calcium ion binding. The transcript is spliced from 9 exons.
CUCUCCCCUCCCCGGGCAGGAGCAUCCAGCUUUUUUGCCGUGUAUUAUUAACCAUCAGCCGUUCGUGUUAGUAGUUACGUUAAUUCCAGCGAACGAGAAUGACGUGUUGAGAGCAAAUGAGUCAACAACAGCACAAGUCGAUUUCUACUCGCAGUCAGGUAUUUGGUUCGUUACGGCGCGUCGCAGUCAGUUAGGACAGUUAACGCCUAGCUAGCUUCUUGGCAGUCAUGAGCCACCCCGACGUCGAGCUCCAGAGGCUCAACGACCGGCUGUCCAUACCUGGACAGACCAAUGGACGGCAGCUCCAAAGACUGGACACUCAGACGGCGGAUCCAGCUCAUUGGAAAAGAGUUUUCAACAAGUACGAUUUGGAUGCCGACGGCUAUUUAUCCCUGGCGGAAAUGAAAGAAAUGCUGCUGGCGGCCGACUACGCUGCCGACCUGCCGCAGGACGCCGUUCGCCAAAUCGUCGCCCUGGCCGACGAAAACAACGACGGCCGACUGAAUUUCAAGGAGUUCAUGAAAUUGGUUCAUAGCGAGGCGAUUCCCAGGGGCGUUUUGUCGCGGCUGCUGCACGGCUACGUCCACAAUUUGAUCGUUCCCAGGGUGUUGCCGCACGACGUCCCUGACGGAGAGUACGAGGAAGCCUACUCCUGCUGUCCGCCUCCGAUCGCCAUGCUUGUUGUAGCUUUAAUUGUGAUGACGAUUUUCCUGAUCGACGUGACGUCAACCAAGGACCCAUACAGCGUCAACGGCCCACUUUCCUCGGUGCUAAUUUACAACCCGCACAAAAGACAUGAAGCUUGGCGCUUUCUCACCUACAUGUUCGUUCACGUCGGGGCGAUGCACCUGAUCGUGAACAUGGUGGUGCUGCUGAUGCUGGGCAUCCCGCUGGAAAUGGUGCACCACUGGUGGCGCGUGCUGAUCGUCUACCUUGCUGGCGUGGUGGCCGGCUCUCUCGGAACCUCCGUCACCGACCCCUACGUCUAUUUGGCUGGCGCCUCCGGCGGCGUCUAUGCCAUCAUCACCGCCCACCUGGCCACUAUUAUCAUGAACUGGUCAGAAAUGUCCUUUGCAAUUUACCAGCUAGUUGUGUUCACCCUCCUGAUCGGCUUUGACGUCGGCACCGCAAUAUAUCAAAGAUACGUCUCCAAGGUCGAAACAAACGUUGGCUACAUGGCGCACUUCGGCGGCGCGCUUGCUGGUCUGCUCGUCGGCAUCUACGUGCUGCGCAACCUGAACAAAAAGCCGUGGGAGAAGAAAAUCUGGUGGGCCAGCCUGGCAGUGUUCACCGUUCUCAUCGGCAUCACGAUCGUGUGGAACAUCGCCUUCCCCGAAUAUUUCCCAAUGCCUGUCUACAAUGCUCUGGACAUGGAGCCGUAAUCAGCCUUUAAACAAAUUACUUGCGUGCCUUUCUAUGCUGCCUAUUACGCUACAUUUGCAGGGGAAUGUGUCAUAUCUCAAACUAAAAUAAUUAUUUUCCGAGAUCAAACUUUCAUUAUUUUGUGUAUAUACAAUAUUAGAGGAAAAUAAAACAAUGAAACAAAUAAAGAUCUCUUAAGUAA